Limulus polyphemus (Atlantic horseshoe crab) is the source of this 1145-nucleotide messenger RNA. Its product is annotated as signal transducing adapter molecule 1-like. Gene Ontology annotation, cellular component: ESCRT-0 complex. The annotation marks the transcript as partial. Gene Ontology annotation, molecular function: ubiquitin binding; phosphatidylinositol binding. Gene Ontology annotation, biological process: protein transport to vacuole involved in ubiquitin-dependent protein catabolic process via the multivesicular body sorting pathway. The transcript is spliced from 10 exons. NCBI's taxonomy places the organism in Eukaryota, Metazoa, Arthropoda, Merostomata, Xiphosura, Limulidae. The record is from RefSeq and is a predicted model, not a curated record.
GUAAUAUAAUUUGUUACUGUUCUUAAGUUUUGUCGUCACCUGAUAGUGCAGUUGAGAAAUAUUGAAGUUUAAGUAGUUUCUUUAAAAAAGAAUUGCUAAUGCCGUUUCUAAGCAAUACAACUCCAUUUGACCAAGAUGUUGAAAAGGUUACUAGUGAGAUGAACACUGCUGAAGACUGGGGGCUGAUCAUGGACAUCUGUGAUAAAGUUGGAGCAUCAGCAAGUGGACCAAAGGACUGUCUCCGGUCAAUUGUUAAAAGACUUAACAGUCCAAUUCCACAUGUUGCUAUGCAGGCUCUUACGCUUCUUGAUGCCUGUGUGAGCAACUGUGGGAAAAAGUUCCAUCUUGAAGUGUGCUCCAGAGAUUUUGAGGCAGAAAUCAGGAAGUUACUUGGAAAAGCUCACCCUAAAGUUGUAGAAAAACUGAAGCAGUUGAUCAAGAAAUGGGCAGAAGAAGACUUCAAAAGUGAUCCCCAGUUGAGCUUGAUUCCUUCUCUGUACAGCAAACUACAAAGUGAAGGAAUGGAAUUUACGGCUUCAACAGACACACCUAAGAAGACUACUCCAUCAUACUCCAAAGAUCCGAAUGUGGUGAGCAGUCAGCAAGAAGAGGAUGAUAUUGCCAAAGCCAUUGAGUUAUCUUUAAAAGAGUCUUCUCCUAAGACUUCAAGUUUGUAUCCUACUGCUGUUGCUCCAUCUCCUACUCCAGAUUCUUGGCCCUCUCCUCUGAAGGAGCCUCGAAAGGUUCGUGCAUUGUAUGAUUUCGAAGCAGCUGAGGAUAAUGAGCUGACCUUCAAGGCAGGAGAAAUUAUAUUAGUUUUGGAUGAUAGUGAUGUUAACUGGUGGAAAGGUUCAACCCACAUGGGAGAAGGUCUUUUUCCAGCUAAUUUUGUCACAGCAGAUUUAACGGCAGAGCCAGAGCCUCUUUAUAAGAUUCCAGAAAAGAAGUCUGUACAGUUUAGUGAAGAAGUAAAAGUUAAGACUGUUGAAACUGAAACCCAAGAAAUAGAAAUUGAUGAGGAAAAAAUCGACAGACUGUUACACUUGUUACAUGAAGCAGAUCCCACUGGAGAAAGAGUGGACUCAGAUGAACUUCUGUCUUUAGAAGGUAUGGAAAAAAAAAUAAAACACCCCACUUAUAUCAAA